UCAACAACAGCAGCAGUUCAUCUGCGUUCAUUCAUCAUGCUGACAACAACAUCGGAGCGAAGGGGGAAAGCACAACGACCACAAUGAGCAGGCUAGGAUUCAGAGAAAUGAAGAGGGCUUCCUGCACGUUUUGCACCAGAUUUCGGUCCUCUUUUUUGUUUGAAAGACUUCUAACGUCAUCUAGCAGUCAUGGUGUAAAGAUUGUUGAAGUUGGGCCCAGGGAUGGCUUGCAGAAUGAAAAGGAUAUCAUCAACACAGAGACAAAAAUUGAGUUUAUUAACAGACUGUCAGAUACUGGUUUGCAAACCAUUGAAAGCACAAGUUUUGUAUCACCCAAAUGGGUGCCACAGCUAGCAGACAGCAAGGAAGUGAUGACAAAAAUCGACAGAAGAAAUGGAAUAUCAUACCCAGUCUUGGUUCCCAAUAUGCAAGGUUUUCAACUUGCUCUCGCAACUGGAGUCAAAGAAAUAUCAAUUUUUGGAGCUGCUUCUGAAUCAUUUUCAAGGAAAAACAUUAACUGCUCAAUAGAAGAAAGCUUGGACAGAUUCAAACCGGUUUCUGAAGCUGCAAAGGAACAUGGGAUAAAGAUACGUGGUUAUGUGUCUUGCGUAGCUGGUUGCCCCUAUGAAGGAAAUAUUGAGCCAGCAGCUGUUGCCAAGGUUGCCAAAGCGAUGGCUGAACUUGGUUGCUAUGAAGUUUCCCUUGGCGAUACAAUCGGAGUAGGGACACCAGGAUCAAUCAAUGCGAUGCUGGAUGCUGUUUUGUGCGAAAUACCGGCUUCGCAAGUAGCGAUUCACUGCCAUGACACUUAUGGGCAGGCACUUGCCAACAUCCUUGCGUCGCUUCAGCGAGGAAUUCGGACUGUUGAUGCAUCAGUUGCUGGUCUUGGAGGCUGUCCGUAUGCCAAAGGUGCAUCUGGAAAUGUAGCCACUGAAGAUGUUGUUUACAUGUUAAAAGGCAUGGGGCUCAAGACGGGAGUGAGUUUGAAAAAGAUAGUUAAAGUUGGAUUGUGGAUUUCAAAUUUUUUGAAGAGACGACCGCAGUCAAAAGUUGCCAUUGCAUUAUCGCAAAAAUCUUGCGACGUUUGUUCUGGCAAAGCCGAAAUGAAAUGAAUCUUUAAAGACUGGUUUGAAUGUGAAAGUUUUUAAUCAGUCACGACGUAAUUAUUGUCACCUUUGUAAAAGUUUGUUUGCUUUCACAAUUGCAUUACAAGUAAAAUUAAUCCUAGUGUUAUAGUAACAAUCCUGCAAAUACAGUCAAGUGUGAAAACCGUGCUCCUUUUGUAAUAUUCUCAAUUUAUGCUCGGUGAUACAUUGGGAGUUUCUAAGUUUUGUUAAGGCAAUUAUUUAAAAAAACUACUAUUAUCACAAUAAUUUCAAGAUACAAAAGAAGUGUAGAAAGUAA
Messenger RNA from Rhopilema esculentum, 1404 nucleotides. RefSeq names its product hydroxymethylglutaryl-CoA lyase, mitochondrial. Gene Ontology annotation, molecular function: hydroxymethylglutaryl-CoA lyase activity. Gene Ontology annotation, biological process: ketone body biosynthetic process; L-leucine catabolic process. NCBI's taxonomy places the organism in Eukaryota, Metazoa, Cnidaria, Scyphozoa, Rhizostomeae, Rhizostomatidae. The record is from RefSeq and is a predicted model, not a curated record.